AUGCAAAAAGGCCCAGGACUGUUGAUAGCAGCACCAGUACAUAUACAUGUGGAAAUUGUGCUGCCUUUUGAACAAUGCGUAAAAAGAGAGUAUCAAGCCAUCCUCAAACCAAGAAUUGUCUCAGCUUGUGAACAUCUGCGAAACAUUGUUGUCAGAUCACAGCUUUUCGUGAAUUUUUAUAUUAUCAGCUUGGCAAAAGCAAAUAGUCCUAUUCCUCAUGCGAUAUACGAACAGAAUUUCUGGUAUUCAAUAAUACAACUUGUUAGAAACCAAAGAGUUACAAAUGGCAACUAUUUACAGCACGGAUUACUUGAUUAUUGGAAUAAUUUCAAGCAAAAAAAAAUUGCCAGUGGCGUCAGUCAGUGCAUUUCAGAAGCGUCCCAACAGCUACAAACAGUAUACAACAAUCACAUAGUAGAAACAUUUGAAUCAAGAAUAUACAAGUAUAUAUUCUAUAAAACACAAAAUAUAUUCAUAUCAAUGGAACGUUCAGAUGUUAUAAAAAUUGUCCCUUACGUUUACCAGUAUGUGUGCCAAGGAAAUCCCGUGUGGCCUCGAGGUCUUGAAUUUACUGAAGAAAAGAAAACCAUGGUUGAUAAAACCUUCCUGCCACUAAAGGAGUCAAUAACGACCCGGGUGGCUCUUACAACUCUGUCUCAAGCGCCUAACACAUUUAUUCCUUGUCUGUUUAACAUUAUAUCGGAAUACGAGAUAGAACACAAGAGCCACAAAACUGUUUUCAUUGUCACCAACGCCGGGUUUACAUUGGAGAUUCGUAAGCAUAAGCGCUAA
This is a messenger RNA of Gilbertella persicaria, 792 nucleotides long. RefSeq lists its product as uncharacterized. The record is from RefSeq and is a predicted model, not a curated record. The coding region runs from base 1 to 792 and encodes 263 amino acids. Lineage: Eukaryota; Fungi; Mucoromycota; Mucoromycetes; Mucorales; Choanephoraceae. The transcript has 5 exons.